Molecule: messenger RNA, 6429 nt
Organism: Cheilinus undulatus (humphead wrasse)
Lineage: Eukaryota; Metazoa; Chordata; Actinopteri; Labriformes; Labridae
Gene: adgrl2a
Product: adhesion G protein-coupled receptor L2a
Exons: 23
Coding region: 730-5223 (1497 amino acids)
Biological process (GO): adenylate cyclase-activating G protein-coupled receptor signaling pathway; brain development; cell surface receptor signaling pathway
Cellular component (GO): neuron projection; membrane
Molecular function (GO): G protein-coupled receptor activity; carbohydrate binding
Source: RefSeq, a predicted model, not a curated record
CGCCGCUUCCUCCAACUGUCUCAACAACACUGUGAGCGGGAUCUUCUCCACGCGCGAGCCGCUGAAACUUAGCCCCCCCCCCUCCACACUAAAGUCUUCACUGUCUCAUUCACGAGGAGCCAGGAGAGAAGCCGUCAACGAAGAGAGCUCUGAAUUCUCCCACACUUUUUAGCAGACACUGAAAGCCCCCUACUCUUGUGUUUCAGUCUGUCCCUCUGUGACUGUGUCACUCAGCGGUUUCUGGGUCCCCGAGCUCCGCUUCUCUCCUCUUCGCGUUUGUAGUUGCCGCCGCCGCCGCCGCUCCUUUCUUCGUCUCCUGCUGCUGCUCCAGGAGUGAAAGAACACAUGAGUGAGGACUGAGCAGAGCAACAUAUUGCCGGCCAUGGAAGUGUGCAGUGUCCGGGGCAGGAGCGGGAUGUACGGGCUGAGAGGGGGACCUGCCGCCUGGUAGCCAGCAUCAGCGUGUCUGUCCCAGAGAAGGGGAGCAUGUCUCAGACCUGCAGGCUCUUCGCUGCAGAGGACUGUCUUUCCAAAAUCUGACAUUUUUUAUUUCCUUUUUUCCCAAUUCACAUCCCUGUAGACUUCACUUGAGCCUGUUUGGCUUCACUGCUUAAGAAAGGUGAGAGGAUCAACGAUGAGCAUCUCUGAGAGCAGCUGGCUUGGACUUUCUUAACAAGAAACUUUAAGUCACCGCACAAACCUGCCACAAAAGCAUUAACACCAGGCGCCAUGGCAUGCUCCCUGUGGAAACUACAAACCCUCUGCUGGUUUCUCAUCACGCUAGCCCAAGUGCACUCCACAGAGGGGUUUAGUCGAGCCGCCCUGCCAUUUGGCUUAGUACGGAGAGAGCUGUCUUGUGAGGGCUAUCCCAUCGAUCUGCGGUGUCCAGGAAGUGAUGUCAUAAUGAUUGAAAGUGCCAACUAUGGCCGAACAGAUGACAAGAUCUGCGACGCCGACCCUUUCCAGAUGGAGAACAUCAACUGCUAUCUUCCAGAUGCCUACAAGAUCAUGUCGCAAAGAUGCAACAAUCGGACACAGUGCAUUGUGAUCACAGGUUCAGAUGUCUUCCCUGACCCCUGCCCGGGGACCUACAAGUACCUGGAGGUCCAGUAUGAAUGUGUGCCCUAUAUUUUUCUUUGUCCUGGGACUCUGAAAGCUGUCGGUGAUCCUUCCUUUCUAUUUGAAGCGGAGCAACAAGCUGGCGCCUGGUGCAAAGACCCACUACAAGCUGGCGACAAAAUCUACUUUAUGCCUUGGACUCCAUAUAGGACAGACACUCUCAUUGAGUACUCCUCCCUGGACGACUUCCAGAACGCCAGGCAGACCAUCACCUACAAGCUGCCCCACCGGGUGGACGGGACUGGAUUUGUGGUCUACGAUGGCGCCGUGUUUUUCAACAAGGAGAGGACCCGCAACAUUGUGAAGUUUGACCUGCGGACUCGAAUCAAAAGCGGUGAGGCCAUCAUCAAUAACGCCAACUACCAUGACACGUCACCCUACAAGUGGGGCGGGAAAACAGACAUUGACCUGGCAGUAGAUGAGAAUGGGCUGUGGGUGAUCUACGCCACGGAGCAGAACAACGGCAUGAUGGUAAUCAGCCAGCUAAACCCCUACACACUACGCUUUGAGGCUACCUGGGACACGGCCUAUGAUAAGCGCUCAGCCUCCAAUGCCUUCAUGGUUUGUGGAGUACUCUAUGUGGUCCGCUCAACCUAUGAAGACAAUGAGAGUGAGGUCAGCAAGAGUCUGAUCGAUUACAUUUACAACACCAAACAGAACCGUGGGGAAUACGUUGAUAUCCACUUUCCCAACCAGUACCAGUACAUUGCAGCAGUGGAUUACAAUCCGCGAGAUAACCAGCUCUAUGUGUGGAAUAAUUUUUACAUCCUGAGAUACAAUCUGGAGUUUGGCCCACCUGAUCCAGCACAUGCACCGCCUCUGUCAGGAGUCACCAUGUCCCCUCAGCCCCAGAGAACUACAACCACCACCACGACAACCACCGCACACUGGGGUGUGGCCAACACCACCACCACAACAGGGCUCAGAGAGGGCAGCAGGGGAGCGCCCAAACCGCCUCCUGUGAUCCCUCAGACUACUUCCCCUCCGCCCCUCGAGUCCUUCCCUCUCCCCCAGCGCUUCUGCGAGGCCACCGAGAACAGAGACAUAAUGUGGCCUCAGACUCAGAGGGGCAUGCUGGUGGAGCGACCUUGCCCCAAGGGAACUCGAGGCACUGCUUCUUAUUUAUGUGUCCUUUCCACUGGGGUUUGGCACCCAAAGGGCCCUGAUCUCAGCAACUGCACCUCCCACUGGGUCAACCAAGUUGCCCAAAAGAUCCGCAGCGGUGAAAAUGCAGCUAACUUGGCCAACGAGUUGGCUAAGCACACCAAAGGACCCAUCUUUGCUGGGGACGUCAGCUCCUCUGUGCGCCUGAUGGAGCAGCUGGUGGACAUCCUGGAUGCUCAGCUGCAGGAGCUCAGACCCAGCGAGAAGGAUUCUGCAGGCCGGAGCUUCAACAAGCUUCAAAAGAGAGAAAGGACAUGCAGGGCAUACAUGAAGGCCAUUGUGGACACAGUAGAUAACCUUCUACGUCCAGAGGCCUUGAAGUCCUGGCAGGACAUGAACAGCACUGAGCAAACACACGCAGCCACCAUGUUACUGGAUACUCUGGAGGAAGGGGCCUUUGUCCUUGCCGACAACCUCAUGGAACCAGCCAUUGUCAAAGUUCCUGCAGACAAUAUAAUCCUGGAUGUGUACGUUCUCAGCACCGACGGUCAGGUCCAGGAUUUUAAAUUUCCACAAUCCAGCAAGGAUGGUAUCUCAAUCCAGCUGUCGGCAAACACUGUUAAGCUCAACAGUCGGAACGGGGUUGCCAAGCUGGUUUUUGUGCUCUACAAAAACCUGGGCCAGUUCCUCGGCACGGAAAACGCCACCAUCAAGAUGGCCAACGAGGCUUACGGACGCAACGUGUCAGUGUCCGUCAAUUCUGACAUCAUCGCUGCCUCCAUCAACAAAGAGUCCAGCCGUGUGUUCAUUAACGACCCGGUGAUUUUUACCCUGAAGCACAUUGAUAUGGAGCGCUACUUCAACCCCAAUUGCUCCUUCUGGAAUUACUCGGAAAGGAGUAUGAUGGGCUACUGGUCCACCCAAGGUUGCAAACUCCUGGACUCCAACAAAACACACACCACCUGCUCCUGCAGCCACCUCACUAACUUCGCCAUCCUGAUGGCACACAGAGAAAUCACAGUAAAGGACAGAGUGCACGUUCUGCUUCUGACUGUCAUCACCCGUGUCGGGAUUGUCGUGUCCCUCGUCUGCCUCACCAUCAGCAUCUUCACCUUCUGCUUCUUCCGAGGCCUGCAGAGCGAUCGCAACACCAUCCACAAGAACCUGUGCAUCAAUCUCUUUAUCGCAGAGUUAAUAUUCCUAAUUGGUAUCGAUAUGACCAAACCCUGGAUUGGGUGUGCCAUCAUCGCAGGGAUCCUUCACUUCUUCUUCCUGGCGUCCUUCUCCUGGAUGUGUCUCGAAGGCGUCCAGCUGUACCUCAUGCUUGUAGAGGUUUUUGAGAGUGAAUACUCAAGGAAAAAGUACUACUACGUGUCUGGUUACCUCUUCCCUGCCAUCGUGGUCGCCGUCUCCGCAGCCAUCGACUACAGCAGCUACGGGACGGAGAAAGCGUGCUGGCUCAGUGUGGACAAUCACUUCAUAUGGAGUUUUAUAGGACCUGUCACCUUUAUCAUCAUGCUCAAUCUCAUCUUCCUGGUCAUCACAAUGUACAAAAUGGUGAAGCACUCCACCACCCUGAAACCAGACUCCAGCCGCCUAGAGAAUAUAAAGUCCUGGGUCAUGGGCGCUUUUGCUUUACUGUUUUUGCUGGGUCUAACGUGGUCCUUCGGUCUCUUCUUCAUCAAUGAAGCCUCGAUUGUCAUGGCAUACCUCUUCACUAUAUUCAACACCUUCCAAGGAAUGUUUAUCUUCAUCUUCCACUGCCUUCUUCAGAAAAAAGUCCGCAAAGAGUACAGCAAGUGCUUCCGCCACACGUACUGCUGCGGUGGGCUGCCAACUGAGAGCUCACACGGCUCUGCAAAGACUUCGACCACACGCACCAGCGCACGCUACUCUUCGGGUACACAGAGUCGUAUCAGGAGAAUGUGGAAUGACACCGUAAGAAAGCAAUCUGAGUCCUCCUUUAUCUCAGGUGACAUCAACAGCACCUCUACCCUUAACCAAGGAAUGACUGGGAACUAUCUGCUAACAAAUCCUCUUCUUCGACCACAAGGCACUAACAACCCUUAUAACACCUUACUGGCUGAGACAGUCGUAUGUAAUACCCCCACGGCUCCAGUGUUUAACUCGCCAGUGACCUACAGAGAGACAAGGCACUCACUGAACAAUGCGGUGAGGGAUACAAGUGCAAUGGAUACACUACCGCUAAAUGGUAACUUUAACAAUAGCUACUCUCUUCGCAACGGGGACUUUGGCGACAGUGUGCAGGUCGUAGACUGUGGCCUCAGUCUGGACGAUGCUGCCUUUGAGAAAAUGAUCAUCUCUGAGUUAGUACACAACAACCUGCGUGCCUGUAACAAAAGUCACCAACAGCAACAGCAGCAGCACCCCAGUUUACAUCAUCCACCCCACCACCAGCAGCACCCGCAGUACCACCAUCAUCACCACGCGGAGCGGGCUCCGCCCAAGGUGACAGUGGUGGGAGGCAGCAGCAGCGAAGACGAUGCUAUCGUCACAGACGCUUCAUCUUUGGUGCACGUUGGUGACACAGUGGGCCUUGAGCUGCACCACCAGCAGGAGCUGGAGGCGCCGCUCAUCCCCCAGCGGACUCACUCGCUUCUGUAUGCACCCCAGAAGAAGGUGAGGACCGAUGGGGGAGUAGAAACCUUUGUCAGCCAGCUGACACCCACCAACCCCGACGACAGUCUGCAGUCCCCAAACAGAGACUCUUUGUACACUAGUAUGCCUAAUCUGAGGGACUCUCCGUUGCCCGAGAGCAGCCCUGACGUGGUGGAGGACCUUUCCCCCUCCAAGAGGAGCGAGAAUGAGGACGUUUACUACAAAAGCAUGCCUAAUUUAGGAUCAGGCCAUCAACUGCAGGCCUAUUACCAGAUAGGCAGAGGGAGCAGUGAUGGUUACAUUAUUCCUAUCACCACAGAGGGCUGUGUCCCUGAGGGUGAUGUACGGGAAGGACAGAUGCAGCUAGUGACAAGCCUUUAAAUGUAUUUAAACAAUCCCCAAACAUCUUCCUGCCCUUUUUGCAGCCCUGACCUCUUUGAGGACACACGAGUGCAGGGAGGUAAAGUGUUUUGUUUUAUUUUUGAAGAGAUCCUAGAGCCUCAUCUUACACACUCGUCAUCUACAAACCCUCCUCCAGCUGCAUCGCCAUCUCCUUUUCCCCAAACAAGCCACUCUUUUUCCUUCCCUCCAGACUUGGUGCACAGCAAUGGCAGUGCAAAGAUUCAAUGAGACUGUACAUAAAAUGCAGAGUUGAAUUUUAAGAGACAAGCCAACUAUGUAUUAAAUGUGCUGCUGCUGUUGAAUUAUUGAGAAAAAUUUAAGGUACAAAAUUUUUUAAAAGAUUAAAAAAAAUAUUACUGGCUACAUCAGAUCAGCAAUUUUCCCAGUGAAAAGGUUGUACAUACACUCCCCAACAUCCUCGUUGAAGCCUGUUUUUUUUUUCUUUUUUUAAUUUGUUCUUUUUAAUUGUAAACAAAUCAAACGCCUCCUGGGCCAGGACGUGGACUUUGUUUGUAAAAUGUUCCUUAUCAGACUGUUAGAGAAGGAAUAUGAGGUCCUGUUUGUCCAGAGUCGCCCUCCAUCACCAUGAAGUUUGGAUUGUAUAACCACUAGCAAUCAAGCCCCUGGCCUUAUAUUUUCUCAACUGUACAUUGAACUGUUGUCAAGGAAAAUGGCUCAAAUAUAUAUUUUGUUGUAUUGCUAGUGUAAAAUUAAAAAAAUCAUGGGAAACCGUAAAUAUGAAGAAACCUUUUAAUUGAAAGUUUAAAGUUUGAGAGACUAUUGUGUAGAAGUUGCACAUAUGUUAUACAGUGUGUUUAUGGUUCCAACUCUUCAUCAUGGUAGUAUGUUUGAGCUUACGAAAAAGAAAGGAGGAUUCAGCCGAUAACAAAGAUGCAUUAUCACUUUUUCCACUUGUGAACAGUGUUUUUUUGCUUAAUGAGUUCCAUUAUACAGCCCAUUAAAAUAUGUCUAUUUGAUUUUGCCAAAGUAUCAUUACUUUAGUAGAAUGGGAAUGAAAACCCCCAGCUGAAAUUAUUUAUGCAUUGCACAGUUUUUAUGUGUAAUUCUGAAUGGCAUAGACGGUCAUAGCAGAGCGAUGGGGGAGCGUACAGUUUCUAUCAUAAAUGUAGUUCUUCCACCUGAGUUUGGACAUUUUUAUUUAUUAAAAUCUUUCCAAAAAAUGAA